GGAUUUUCUCUUCAGUGCUGUGAGAGGUCAGUGUUUCGUGACUCAGGUUCUGACAGGAAGGAUUGAAAUAUGAUUCAUCAUGUUUCUAUAAAGGUCCCGAGCGACCAUGAGCUUGUGUAGGUGACACUGAACGCUUGGAGGCUAUUUGUGGCCCUUCGCUGACAGCUGACCGCAGGGGCCAGAUCAAAACAAGCAAACCAACCAGAGACCAUCACAACACCCCGCCGGCCGGACACAUAACAGACUCAAGGAAAAGAGAUUACAUAUAAUUCUCCAUCAGCUUCUGAACUGAAGUGAGCUUCAGCGAUAUGACCUCAAAUGAGGAGGACACAGAUCAUGAUAUUGAACUCUUCGUGAAGGCUGGCAGUGAUGGAGAAAGUAUUGGAAACUGUCCUUUUUCUCAAAGGCUUUUCAUGAUCCUGUGGCUGAAGGGAGUCGUGUUCAACGUCACCACCGUCGACCUGAAAAGGAAACCAGCUGAUCUUCAUAAUCUUGCUCCCGGGACUCCUCCACCAUUCCUUACCUUCAAUGGCGAGGUGCGGACGGAUAUCAACAAAAUCGAGGAAUUCUUGGACGAGAUGCUAGCGCCUCCCAAGUAUCCAAAACUGGCUGCGAAGAACAAGGAGUCCAACACGGCGGGAAACGACAUCUUCUCAAAGUUCUCAGCCUACAUCAAGAACACAAAUCCAGGAGCCAAUGCAAGUCUGGAGAAGGGGCUACUGAAAGCUCUGAAGAAUCUGGACAACUUCCUGAACUCCCCUCUGCCGGACGAGAUUGAUGUCGAUAGUACGGUGGAAGAGAAGUGCUCCGACCGCAAGUACUUGGACGGCAAUGAAUUAACGCUCGCAGACUGCAACCUCCUCCCCAAACUGCACAUAGUGAAGGUGGUUUCUAAGAAGUACCGUAACUUUGAGAUCCCAUCCGAGUUCAGUGGGGUCUGGAGGUACCUGCAGAACGCCUACGCCAGGGACGAAUUCACCAACACCUGUGCGGCAGACAGAGAGAUUGAAGUGGCCUAUCAGGACGUAGCCAAGAGGCUGGGCCAAUGAAAAUGCGCGAAUCAGUGAAUCCAAUAAUCAUAUGCAAAACUGCUAAAGUGGGGACCUUUGCCUUGGUGUCAAUGUCUCAUUUUCCUUCAGCAGUUGUUAAGCAGAAUUUGCCUUCAGGGCUUCGACUCGUUCCUGUAAUACUCCUGACAUGCUUGUGUUUAGGCCUUCACAUUCUGUUGCCAUUGUGUUCACUGUCUGUAAGUGACAUAACCUCUAUUAGUGUUGCUAUAAAAAAAACUGUGCCACUGUUUCUCUGCA
Molecule: messenger RNA, 1307 nt
Organism: Carassius gibelio (silver crucian carp)
Lineage: Eukaryota; Metazoa; Chordata; Actinopteri; Cypriniformes; Cyprinidae
Product: chloride intracellular channel protein 5-like
Exons: 6
Coding region: 309-1049 (246 amino acids)
Source: RefSeq, a predicted model, not a curated record